Gilbertella persicaria is the source of this 1785-nucleotide messenger RNA. RefSeq names its product methylenetetrahydrofolate reductase-domain-containing protein. The record is from RefSeq and is a predicted model, not a curated record. Gene Ontology annotation, cellular component: cytosol. NCBI's taxonomy places the organism in Eukaryota, Fungi, Mucoromycota, Mucoromycetes, Mucorales, Choanephoraceae. Gene Ontology annotation, biological process: tetrahydrofolate interconversion. The transcript is spliced from 5 exons. Gene Ontology annotation, molecular function: methylenetetrahydrofolate reductase [NAD(P)H] activity; FAD binding. Bases 50 to 1660 code for a protein of 536 amino acids.
AUUCAUUGAUGUUACUUGGGGUGCUGGUGGUACUUCUGCUGAUUUGACCAUGAAUAUUGUGACUACAGCACAGUCUGUGUAUGGUUUAGAGACCAUGAUGCAUUUGACUUGUACCAACAUGCCUGCUGAGCAGAUAGAUAAAGCCUUAGAGGCUGCUAAAGCAUGUGGUUGUCAAAACAUUUUAGCUUUACGAGGUGAUCCUCCUAAAGGUCAGCUGAACUGGGAGUCCUGCGAAAAUGGCUUUAGUCAUGCGAUUGAUUUAGUACGAUAUAUUCGACAGAAAUACGGUGAUUAUUUCUGUAUUGCUGUAGCAGGUCAUCCUGAGGGACACAUUGACAAUGACGACGAAGAAGACGAUUUGAGAAGACUUAAAGAAAAAGUAGACGCGGGUGCUGAUUUGAUUGUUACGCAACUCUUUUUUGAUGUGGAUGUCUUUGUUCAGUUUGUGAAACGUUGUCGUGACAUUGGCAUCACUUGUCCUAUCUUACCAGGCAUUUUCCCCAUUCAAAGCUAUGGUGGUCUUAGUCGAGUGAUUUCGUUUAAUAACAACCAUGUACCUCAAAAGAUUUGGGAUGAUUUAGCCUUGAUCAAGGAAGACGAUCAAGCUGUCAAGGAUUAUGGUAUUGAUUUGGCUGUUCAGUUUAUACACCGAAUUCGAAAAGAAACCGACAUUCAUGGAUUCCAUAUUUAUACCUUCAACCUUGAAAGAUCUUCACGUAUUAUCUUGGAAAAGCUUGGUUUAGUACCUGAACAAGAACAAGUGAAGCCUUUACCUUGGAACCCAUCACUUGGUCCAAAGCGUACAAAAGAAACAGUGCGUCCUAUCUUUUGGAAGAACCGUGCACACAGCUAUGUUCGUCGUACGGAAUCCUGGGAUGAAUUUCCUAAUGGUCGUUGGGGUGAUGCACGUUCACCUGCUUAUGGUGAAUUUGAUCGAUGGGGUGUAUCUAUCAAAUACCCUGUAGAAAAGCAAUUGGCCAUGUGGGGAGAACCUCAAUCACCUGAUGAUAUUGCACUUUUGUUUGCAAGGUAUUGUAAGGGUAAACUGGAAGCUUUGCCUUGGAGUGCUCAGAAAUUGGAUCCAGAGACAGAUACAAUCAAACAACGCUUGGCUGCUAUUAAUUUGCUGGGAUACUUGACCAUCAACUCUCAACCUGCUGUGAAUGGUGCCAAGAGCAGUGACUCUAUUUAUGGUUGGGGUCCAAAGCACGGUUAUGUCUACCAAAAAGCAUAUAUCGAGUUCUUUAUCCCUCCUCGUCAAUUGGAAGACCUGAUAAAGAAGAUUGAAAAAGAUCCAGAAGUGACUUAUUUUGCUGUCAAUAAGAAGGGAGAUUUGAAGACAAACACAGUCAACGAUGAACCCAAUGCUGUCACUUGGGGUGUCUUUCCCGGUAAAGAAAUUGUUCAACCUACUAUCGUUGAACCUCUUGCUUUUAUGGCUUGGAAGGAUGAAGCAUUUGGCUUGUGGAAUGAAUGGGCUCGUAUCUAUGAUCGUCAAAGCUUAGCUGCUGAAGUGAUCCUAGAUAUUUAUGAAAACUGGUAUUUGGUCAACAUUGUUCAUAACGAUUUCCAGGAUGAAAAUGGUAUUUGGCGUCUAUUUGAUCUGGAAAUCGAUGGUGAUCUAUCCAGGAAACUAAGACGUGCUUCUGGCUCUCUUUAAAUAUUUAUGCAUUUCUCAAGGCAUAUUGUAUAUAUUUUCUUUCUUUAUAACGUUGAUUAUACUUAUCAUCAUUUUAUGUUAUUUGGACCACAAAAUAAAUGUCCUUCACUUUCUCUUAUAGCGUC